This is a messenger RNA of Folsomia candida, 660 nucleotides long. RefSeq names its product 1-acyl-sn-glycerol-3-phosphate acyltransferase alpha. Gene Ontology annotation, biological process: phosphatidic acid biosynthetic process. The record is from RefSeq and is a predicted model, not a curated record. Gene Ontology annotation, cellular component: endoplasmic reticulum. Gene Ontology annotation, molecular function: 1-acylglycerol-3-phosphate O-acyltransferase activity. Bases 1 to 603 code for a protein of 200 amino acids. Lineage: Eukaryota; Metazoa; Arthropoda; Collembola; Entomobryomorpha; Isotomidae. The transcript is spliced from 3 exons.
AUGAUCUCUCGAAUCUUCCGAGUGCGCUUUGUAAUCCAGGGGGACGAACAUCUCGUCGCCUUAAAACAUCAAUCCUGCGUAAUCACGCCAAAUCAUCAAACAUUUCUUGAUUUCUUGUGUAUGUGCGAACUAUGGCCAAAAUUUGGCCGUUGCGUUACACUUGCAAAAAACACUGUAUUAUGGGGAUUUCCAUUCGGUCCGGCCGCCUAUCUGGUUGGGACAUACUUUAUCGAACGUAACUAUUCCGAAACUACAAGUGCGACUAUUGAACGAUUAAGCAAAGACAUGAUGGCAGACGGGAAAAAGGUGAUCAUUUAUCCGGAAGGGUCAAGGAAUUCGGGGGCGGAUUUUCUCCCAUUUAAAAAAGGCGCGUUCCACAUUGCCCUGAAAAAUCAGAUCCCCAUUCUUCCAAUAGUGAUCGGACCGUACCGAUUUCUUAGCAAUAAUCCUUACCAAUUUGGGACAGGAACGGUCCAUGUCACCAUUUUACCGCCGGUUGACACGAGUCAGUACAAUUUGGAGGACGUGUCCCAACUAUUGAACCAUGUCAGACACGAAAUGAAACAUGAGUUUGAAAGAUUGCGAAAUAUUGAUAACAUUUAACAUUUAUGUAUGUAAAUGAGUGUACGAGUCUGAGAAUAAAAAUUAUUUAGUAUUUUU